Delphinapterus leucas (beluga whale) is the source of this 2421-nucleotide messenger RNA. It is a transcript of the gene VWA1, whose product is annotated as von Willebrand factor A domain containing 1. The record is from RefSeq and is a predicted model, not a curated record. Gene Ontology annotation, biological process: translation. Gene Ontology annotation, cellular component: ribosome. Gene Ontology annotation, molecular function: protein binding; structural constituent of ribosome. NCBI's taxonomy places the organism in Eukaryota, Metazoa, Chordata, Mammalia, Artiodactyla, Monodontidae.
CUCCCGGGGGCGGGCUCCGGGGGCGGGGCCCGGGUCCGACCCGCUCGGCCGCGCGCCCCGCAGCUCAGGAGCGAGCGGGCCACGAGCGGAGGCAGAGCGUGGCCGUCCCGUCGCGCACGAUGCUGCCCUGGACGGUGCUCGGCCUGGCCCUGAGCCUGCGGCUGGCGCGGAGCGGCGCGGAGCGUGGCCCCCCGGCAUCUGCCCCCCAGGGGGACCUGCUGUUUCUGUUGGACAGCUCGGCCAGCGUGUCUCAUUAUGAGUUUUCCCGAGUUCGGGAGUUUUUGGGGCGGCUGGCGGCCCUGCUGCCCCUGGGCCCUGGGGCCCUGCGUGCCAGCCUGGUGCACGUGGGCAGUCGGCCGCACACCGAGUUCCCCUUCGGCCAGCACAGCUCAGGCUCGGCCAUCCAGGACGCCAUACACGCUGCAGCCCAGCGCAUGGGUGACACCAACACUGGCCUGGCGCUGGCAUAUGCCAAGGAGCAGCUGUUUGCCAAGGCGGCGGGGGCCCGGCCGGGGGUGCCCAAGGUGCUGGUGUGGGUGACAGACGGCGGCUCCAGCGACCCCGUGGGGCCCCCCAUGCAGGAGCUGAAGGACCUGGGCGUCACCGUCUUCGUCGUCAGCACUGGCCGCGGCAACCUCCUGGAGCUGUCGGCUGCCGCCUCGGCCCCCGCUGAGAAGCAUCUGCACUUUGUGGAUGUGGAUGACCUGCACAUCAUCACCCAGGCGCUGAGGGGCUCCAUUCUCGACGCUAUGUGGCCGCAUCAGCUCCGUGCCUCCGAGGUUACGUCCAGCGGCUUCCGUCUGGCCUGGCCGCCCCUACUGACCGCCGACUCGGGCUACUACCUGUUGGAGCUGGCGCCCAGCGCCGAGCCGGGAACGGCGCGCCGCCAGCAGCUGCCAGGGAACGCCACGGGCUGGGCCUGGGCCGGCCUGGACCCUGACACGGACUACGACGUGGCGCUGGUGCCGGAGUCCAACGUGCGGCUCCUGAGGCCACAGCACCUGCGGGUGCGCACUCUGCCGGAGGAGACCGGGCCAGAGCGCAUCGUCAUCUCGCACGCCAGGCCGCGCAGCCUGCGCGUGAGCUGGGCCCCGGCGCUGGGCCCGGCCGCCGCGCUCGGCUACCACGUGCAGGUCGGGCCCCUGCGGGGCGGCGCGGCGCAGCUCGUGGAGGUGCCCGCGGGCCGGAACAGCACCACGCUGCAGGGCCUGGCGCCGGGCACCGCCUACCUGGUGACCGUGACGGCGGCCUUCCGCUCCGGCCGCGAGAGGGCGCUGUCGGCCAAGGCCUGCACGCCCGACGGCGAGCGCAGCCGCGCCCCGCGCCCCCAGUCGCCGGGCGCUGGGGGCCGGGAGCCGUGAGCAGGCCGCGCCCGCGCACCCGAGGGCGCCCUUCUCCCGAGCUCGGUGGGUCUUGCCCCAUGGGUGGGAUGCUGGCCGGCCUUUGGCCCGCGGGACCCCCGCGCAAGAGGGCGCCCUGCUCCGGCGUCGGCCCUCCAGGACGCGGCCUCGCCUGACCCUCCGCGGCAGCUCUGGCAGCGGCGCGUGCCCUCGCGACUCCCUCCCCUGCCCGGUCUAGAGCUUGGGCAGGAUUUAGCGGGGAGAUGGACAGGGAGUCAGGAUCCCGUUGAGAACGUGAGGCCCGAGAUGGCUCUGGGCCCAGGACCACAGGGCGCCGGGGCGGCCGGACCUCACACUUGUAUUAAGGGCCACACCCUCUGGUGGCAAAGGCUAGCAUUUGUUUGAAGGAGCUUGGUCUCUGUGGCAGCUCCGAGUCCCCUCCAGCCACUCAGGUCCUGGAUGGGAAAGGAAGGAGGUGGCUCUGGCCAGGUCCUCAGAGGCUUCCUGGAGGGCGCAGGGUCUGGGAAUGGGGAGGGGAAGUGCUGGGAGUUGAUCGUGUGGUCAGCAGCUGGGUGGCUGGAGGGACAGUCUUCACCGGCAUGCUCAGCCGGCUUGGGGGAAGUGCUUGCUGGGAACAGUGGCCCUUCCUGCCUACCCAGGACCCCACUGGGCCCAGCCACAGCCACUGGGACGCAGAUGGCCCCUUUUGGGAGGAAUGGGACAGGAGCUUGGCGUUUGGGACCCUGGAGACAGGCGAGCUUGUUCUUGCGGGGCCCCACGGCUGGCACUUGCAGGGAGCUUUCCCUGCUUCUGGCUGGAGGACCUCCAGGCAGGGGCAGGGACAAGCAAGGUUCCCCUGGGUGCUGCACCCCAGCCAUUCUCUGCAGGGCCUUCUGACCCCACCUCCUGUCACUGCUCUUAUCCUGGGGCCAACAGGCAAGUCCCAAGGGCAGGCAGUGCUGCGCUCCCUCAGCCCCACCCCGCACCUCCUCCUCCGCCUGCACUGACUCAGUGCUCACUUUGCCUCUUCCCCACUAACACCCCAGACUUUAAAAUACAGUAAAUCAGAUGUAAACUUAGU